GAACUGGAGAAGGCUGAGGGAUAGGUUUGAGGACUGAAGGGAGGGGCUGAAUCCGACACUGCCGGCCAAACUCGGUAGCAGGCGAUGCCCAACUCCACCUUGGGGGCUCGCGUCUAGCCCGGGGUUGGAGCUGUCCACAGGGGACAUAGUGCUGAAACUCUCUACAGCCUGAUAAGCAAGAACGGGAGAAAGUCGCUCUGAGGGCUGGAGGGUUGAACCGAUCUCUCCUUUCUCCGGAGUCUUCUCUCCUCCAAGAUUCCCUGCCGUCACCCAUUCCUGGAUAGGGGAGAGCUAUGGCGUUCAUGGUGAAAACUAUGGUGGGAGGCCAGCUGAAGAGCCUCGCCGGGGGUUUGGGGGGCGGCGAUGAAAAGGGUGAAGGGGACAAAUCGGCGGCUGAAGCUCAAGGCAUGACCCGGGAGGAGUAUGAGGAAUAUCAGAAGCAACUGGUGGAGGAGAAAAUGGAACGGGAUGCCCAGUUCACACAAAGGAAGGCAGAAAGAGCCACCCUGCGCAGCCACUUCCGAGACAAGUACCGUCUGCCCAAGAACGAGACAGAUGACAACCAGAUCCAGAUGGCUGGGGGGGAUGUGGAGUUGCCCAAGGAGCUGGCCAAGAUGAUUGAAGAGGACAAUGAGGAGGAGGAGGAGAAGGCUUCGGUCAUUGGGCAGCUGGCCAGCAUCCCCAACCUGGACCUCAGCUCCAUCAAGGACAAGGCACAGGCUACUCUGGGAGAACUGAAGCAGUCAGCUGAAAAGUGCCAUGUCAUGUGACCCUCAUCCCCUUCCUCAGCCCCCCAGCGCUGUCAGCCUGGCCUACCCUGCCUCAGUGUGAUGUGUGGGGAUGGGGCGCAGAGGGCAGGGAUGGCUGGAUGAUGGGAGACCCAGCUGGCAGGGAAGGUAGCUGUAGAACGGUCUCAGUCCCCUAGGGUGCAGGGAGGGCUCCCCUCCUGGUGACCCACAUUCUGUUUCUGAGUCCUGACUUCCCCAGGGUCCUCCUCCAUCCUAGCUCGGAGCCUGCCUUCUGGUCCCCAGCCCCCCUCACCCCUGCCACCCUUAUCUAGGGCAUGGGACUGCCCUGGCAGCAGAGCCCUCCUCCCCAGACAGGUAUGGGGCUGACAUUUGAGGAGCGGGAACAGGAAGUUGGUAUCUCUAUACUUGGCACUUCACCCAACCCAUCCUUCAAACACACGCACAUCUGCAAACAUAGAGCUCCACUGACCUAUACAGACACAUAUCUAAAUACACAACCCCAAGCACAAAACCAAAUACAACACCCUAAUACACAGAGGCUAAGACAUACAUUAUCAUGUUGACCCACAGACCUGAGCACUCAGAGGCCACUGUACGCGUCAGGAGGACAAACAUUGGCACAGAGACUCCUACCUUGGGGCAUGGAGCCAAAAAGAACAGUGGGGGAGGAGUGGUCCUGGUCUGGGAUUCAGGACCCCUGGGUUCUUUCCCUGUUAUUGCUACACAUCUCUGCACAUUUCAUCCCCCUUGCUCUGUGCCUUGAAAAUAGGAGGGAUUCUACUCCAUUCUUCAAGGUCCAAUUCACGUCUCCCUUCCUCUAGAAAGCUUGAUCUGACUGUCCCAGUCUGUACUGAUCCCUCCCUUCUCUGAACAAGGUCCCCCAAAUUCUCCUUCAUUCAGGGCACAUACCAGCUGGUGUGCCUUCCUUCCCACCUCCAAUCCCACCUUACAGGAACCACUCAAAUGAGUCAAGAACUUUACACUAUAAAUCCCAGAAAUACUUGAUAGGUUUACUGUCUGAACCCUUUGAAAGUCCUGGGCUGAUGUGCUCCUUUUUCUUAGCCUAGGGCAGCGAUGGUGAGCCUAUGGCACAGGUGUCAAAGAUGGCACACACAGAGCUCUCUGUGGACACUUGGCAACCCUCCCUCCCCACCCUCCACCCCAAGUGUUCAUUACUAGAAAGGCAGAGGGACUCAGAUGGAGAGGCCCCCUCCCCCUUUCUACCAUGCCUGAUGGCAUUUUUUCACUUCACUCUCCCCUUUGCCCAGCAGCACAAUGGGAGUGCACAGUGGGUAAGAUGGAUGGGUACAGGUGGCAGAGUUGGAGGAGAGGGGAGUGCUCAAGCCACUCCCCUCCCCCUCUAUACACUCACUGAGGAUAUUCCUCAUUUCACCUACCCUUCCUCCUCCUCCUCCUCCUCUUCCUAGCAGCCCAAUGGGAACUUUUCCUCCCUCUCCCUAGGAAUAAGGGGAGGCGGGGCAUACCCAGCUUGGGGGCAUUGCACUUGGUCUCAGGGAGUGGGGGUGAGGCCCAGAACUCUGUCUCUAAAAGGUUCACCAUCACUGGCCUAGGGUUUCCUGGCCUCUCUGUUUUUCUUGUUUGAUGUUAUUGUGGAACAGGAAGGAUGGUUAGCUAAUGGGAGCCCCAUAAAAGUGUGUUAGGACUCCCAUCACAGAAGUUCACUGGGCGUCCUCAGCCUUCUCUGAGUCACAUACACACAUGUACAUUGCCAAAUGUUGUCCAGUCUCACCAGGAUCUUCCCUUCCUUCUAGAGCUCUCAAAGCACAUUCACACUAAGACUUAAUUCACCUUGCCUCCCCAAACCCACUGGGCGAGGGUAAAGACUAUUCCUUAUCUUUCCCACUUUUCAGGUGAUGCAACUGGGGUUUCAGAGCAAGCAAAGAAAGGAUUUCCCUCUCCAACCAAGCUUUAGGACCAGACUUCUUCCCAGAAGACCCUAAAAAUCUAGGUUUUUCUAGCCCCCAGUCAGGGGUCUCAAAACCAAAUUUUGUGUGGUUUCUUGGGUAUAGGGGCAAGGUCAUGUUGAGUGUCUUGAAUUGAGAUGAGUUGGGUUCUGUUCUCCCUGGCUGAACAGUGUCAUCCUUUUGUCUUCCUUUUCUCCAGUAGAGACUUUUUUGAUUUUAUAACUUAAAACUCAGCUAUCUUAGUUUGGUGAAGAAUAAAGUCUCAGCCUGAA
Molecule: messenger RNA, 2946 nt
Organism: Monodelphis domestica (gray short-tailed opossum)
Lineage: Eukaryota; Metazoa; Chordata; Mammalia; Didelphimorphia; Didelphidae
Gene: CPLX3
Product: complexin 3
Biological process (GO): neurotransmitter transport; synaptic vesicle exocytosis; regulation of neurotransmitter secretion
Cellular component (GO): SNARE complex; terminal bouton
Molecular function (GO): syntaxin binding
Source: RefSeq, a predicted model, not a curated record